Messenger RNA from Diospyros lotus (date-plum), 1340 nucleotides. RefSeq lists its product as uncharacterized. The record is from RefSeq and is a predicted model, not a curated record. The coding region runs from base 319 to 1035 and encodes 238 amino acids. Gene Ontology annotation, biological process: lipid homeostasis. Gene Ontology annotation, cellular component: membrane; endoplasmic reticulum. The transcript is spliced from 9 exons. Lineage: Eukaryota; Viridiplantae; Streptophyta; Magnoliopsida; Ericales; Ebenaceae.
GAAGUUCUCCAAUCACAUUCAUGCCUUUCAAAAACCUCUCUCGUUCUCCCAAUCUUAGUACGAAAACCUCUUUCUCUUCCUGUUAAUGGAAAAAUCCAAAGCUGAUCUCUCAUUCCUCUUCUCUGCUUCCUAGCCAUGUCCAGUUCUGAAGUGUUCUAGACACUCAUUUUGAUUCAUAAAUUUGUUGUUGUUGCCGAGUCCUUUGGCUUCUCCGGAUGAUACACAGCAUUGUUUAGUGUCAACCCAUCUGCAUUUUUCUUUGUUCCGAAGCUCUUUCAGACCGUUUUGGUCUCUCAGAUAAGGUUCCAAGAAAUCAGUAUGAUGGGUUUGAAUUUUUCCUCUGGAUAUUCCAGUCCAAGCGAAGAAUUCCACUGGGUGUUGUCUGCUUUGGCCGGCAUUGUUAUGUGCAAAAUUGUUUACGAAUUAACAGGUGUAGUCAGCGUCUUGUUCUUUAUGGGAUAUGCAAAACUCAGUGAUUCAGAGAAACUUGAAUGGAACAACAGGGGUUUCUCUACAUUCCAUGCUCUCGUUGUGGCAACUGCUUCUUUCUAUCUCAUCCUAUUGUCAGAUCUUUUUGAUGAGAGUUUACCUAAUGGGUUAAUGAUCAAUAAAAGGUCUACUUUGUCAAACACCAUAUUGGGGGUAUCUAUUGGUUAUUUUCUAUCAGACUUGGCAAUGAUCUUGUGGCAUUUUCCAGCUUUAGGUGGUAUGGAGUAUGUAUUACACCAUGGGCUAUCAACGUUCUCAAUCUUCCUCUCUCUUGUGAGCGGUCAAGGACAAGUUUAUAUACUAAUGGUUCUCUUCACUGAGAGCACAACUCCAUUUGUCAAUUUAAGAUGGUACUUGGACAUUGCUGGUCAGAAGAAUUCUAGAGUUUACAUCUUUAAUGGUGUUGCAUUGUUCCUUGGGUGGCCGCGAGGAUUCUUCUGUUCAUCUUCUUCUUCUACCAUAUGUUCACCCAUUUUGAUCAGGUCAAGAAAGUGUUUCCCCUGGGCUUCUACAGCUUGCUCACAGUGCCUCCCAUGUUGGCAAUGAUGAAUUUGUUUUGGUUUUGGAAAAUCACCAAAGGCAUGUUGAAAACCCUCUCCAAGGCAAAGCACACUCAGUGACUGAAUCAAGGCUCUUCUCUCUAUCCCUCUCUGUCUGCUCCUGUACAUUCAUACUGCUUUGCUUUGCUUAUUCAGCUGUAUCUAAAGAUGAUUGUCAAAUUCAUUUCAAGUGUACACAUCUUACAUUUGCAUAUAUUGCUCUUUGCUUUUUUUUUUUUUUUUGGGUAAGGAUAAUGUUAUUUAGUCGUAUAAAAUAGUCUGAAUUGAUAGUUUUACUGCUUAAAAUGCCUA